Molecule: messenger RNA, 876 nt
Organism: Pseudonaja textilis
Lineage: Eukaryota; Metazoa; Chordata; Lepidosauria; Squamata; Elapidae
Source: RefSeq, a predicted model, not a curated record
AUGGCUCCGUGCGGCUCCAGUCCCGCGUUGCCUUGGGAAGGGAAAAGCAAAAAGAACCGCGGCGGCGCUUUGCAACGGCAGCAGCGGCACCGGACGCUCGGGCAGCGGCUCCCGUCCCGCCCCCUGCCCCCCACGCCCCUGGGCCCCCACGCCCUUCUCCAAGAACAGGUGAGGAGUUUCCCCAGCUGUGGGCCUGGGCAGAGGAGGAAGCUGUGUCCCCCCCCCCGCCCCCCCUUCCGUGCUGCACAGAUAAGGAGGGCCCCUUACAGCUUGCUUUCAGGGCAGGGCAGGCGUGGGUUGGGGCCGCAGCCCAGGAGGGAGAGGCGUCAUCGCCCGAAGGCCCCCGGGGCAGCCUUGAACACCACGGAGCAGCACAGCGCCAGGAAGAGGAAGCGGCUAACAAGGGCCCUCACUCAGGAGCUGGUGCAGAGCCCGGUCAGUCCUAACCAGAGCUACGGCGGCACCUGCAGCACGUACAAUUUAAGCUGCACCGAUGCCCGCUGCCAGGACAGCGCUCCGAUCCGGAUGUUCGCCUCCUUCCACCCCUUGGCCAACACCACAGGGGCCUUGAGAAGGAGCGGUGGUCUUCCCCCAGGGGUGCAAGCAGCCCUUCCUUGGCACCAGCUGCCCCCAGCGCCGCAGAGCAGCAGAGUCCGGAGCGCCCUGCCCCCGCCUUCUUACCCUGCCCAACGCCUCCCCUCAAGCGCCAAGCCCCGCCCCCUGUCCCCUGCCGUGCCCCCUGCCCUCUGCACCCCGGCCAGCAGCAGCUACUUUGGGGCGAUGGGCCGACCUGCACGGAGGGAGGCUGUCCGCAUCCUGGCCCGGUGCAUCACCAUGGACGGCAGCGUCCAGUACCUGGUGGAGUGGGACGGGUGA